UGUAGUACACCCACCACUGAAGAAAAAAGUUUUUCACGAAUUUUGUAGCAUUUUUAAUAUUAAUAAAAAAAAGCGGCGCAAAAUGUCACGACAAGCCUCCAGAUUGGAUGCCAAGAAAGUGAACUCGGAGUUCCUGACGCUCACGUACGGCGCACUGGUCACACAGAUGCUGCGCGACUUUGAGAACGUUGAGGAUGUGAACAAGCAGCUGGAACGGAUUGGCUACAACAUGGGCAUGCGCCUGAUCGAGGACUUUCUGGCAAGGACAUCGUCGCCGCGCUGCCUGGAGAUGCGCGAGACAGCCGAUCGCAUCCAGCAGGGAUUCCGCAUCUAUUUAAAUGUACAGCCCACCAUUUCCAAUUGGUCGCCGGCCUCCGAUGAGUUCUCGCUGCUCUUCGACUCCAAUCCGCUAACGGAAUUCGUCGAGCUGCCACAGGAUCUGACCAAUCUACGCUACAGCGCCAUACUCAGCGGCUGCAUACGCGGCGCCCUCGAGAUGGUCCAGCUGGAGGUGCAGUGCUGGUUUGUUCAGGAUCAACUGAAGGGCGACAAUGUGACGGAGUUGCGUGUUAAACUCGUGCGACGUCUAGAGGAAGCCAUACCAGCUGGCGAGGAUUAGAGAUAGACAAACAAACACAUAUAUACUAAUAUAUAUAAAGAGAGAAACAGAGAGAGCGGGAGCGGGAGCUGGAGGGAGAUGAACGUUUGGGGCGCUUCUCAUUUAGGAUUUAGUAACAUUUUCGAUACCAAGCUGCAUUCCGAAGCGAAGGCGCGUCUGCACAAACGGAAACAACAACAAUAACAGCAAAUUAAUUAUUAUUAUUAAAAAAAUAAUAGAGGAAACCAUUUUAGUUAUAUUUUUAUUCGACUUUAUACAAGAUAUUGUUUAAUGUCAGUUAUAAAAUAUAUAGUGUAUACAUAAAGUAGUUGUAUAAAGCAA
Drosophila montana is the source of this 940-nucleotide messenger RNA. It is a transcript of the gene Bet3, whose product is annotated as blocked early in transport 3. Gene Ontology annotation, cellular component: cis-Golgi network membrane; TRAPP complex; cytosol. Bases 83 to 619 code for a protein of 178 amino acids. The record is from RefSeq and is a predicted model, not a curated record. Gene Ontology annotation, biological process: endoplasmic reticulum to Golgi vesicle-mediated transport; intra-Golgi vesicle-mediated transport. NCBI's taxonomy places the organism in Eukaryota, Metazoa, Arthropoda, Insecta, Diptera, Drosophilidae. The transcript has 3 exons.